CAUUUUUUCAUCACCAUGCAGUUCAGUUCACCACUGUUACCACCCACAACAAAAUGAAGCUUUUCCUGACUGUCAUGUUUUUGUCUUGUUCACUAGUGAAGUGCACUCCUGAGUUUAACUGUCCUACAAGUCCUUUAUGUAUUAAUGAAACAGUUACUUACCAGUGUAGGGUGGACACAACUGGUUCAGCUAAUACUUUACAAUGGAGAGUAUUGAAUACUACUGGUGGUAUACUUGGUGAUACUUCGUAUGCUUCAUCAGCUAGUGAGGGAAGUAUGGGAUCGAUUGGAACUCAAUUCACUACUAACCUAACUUCUACUAGUGGUGCUAUUGUUUCUGACAUAACAUUCACUGCUACAAUGGAUAUCAAUAAUUAUACUGUCCAAUGUAGAGCACUUGAUACUAACACUCCUGCACUGGUGGGAACUGAUAUGUGUUCUAUAAUACUGAUAGAAGGUAUAUUACCUGCUCCUAUUCCAAAUGAAUUAAUGAUUGAUCUUAACUCUUUUACCUUCUCCUGGUCCCCAUCAACAAGUCCUUGUUUAUCUCAUUACAAUGUUAAUGUUACUAGUAUUGAAUACACUAUCAGUACUACUGAUACUAGUCUGAGUUUACCAGUACCUUCAACUAAUGAUACAGAAUAUUCUAUUAGUGUAGUAGCUGUUGAUACUGGUGGUAGAUAUAUGAGCUCUAAAGAAAUGAGAAAAUUUAUACCUGAUGUUCCACAAAGUGUUACUAACUUUGCAGUAAAUCAGACUUAUCCUGAUCAUGAUGAUGAUACCGCUGUUAAUAUUACUGUAUCAUGGAAUAAACCACCUUCCUCUUCUCGUCCUAAUAUAUCAAGUUAUAUAAUAUAUCAUAAUGUCACUGAUCCUGAUACUAAUAUAACAAUACCAGCUCCUACCACUACAUACAAUAUACCUGAUGCUACAGUAGGAUCAGUAUAUACUGUUGGAGUGGCUGCUGUUAAUGUAUUAGAAACUGGUCCUAUUGUAUCAGCUACAAUAAGCAUUGUUAGUAUUGUUGUUUCAACCACAAUUAUGACAGGAUUAUCUUCAAGUAUGACAGUUACACCCUCUAGUCCAAGUCCAUCCAGCAGCUUUAUGGGAGCUACAGUAACACCAAUCACAUCAUCAACACCAACAAAUGGCACCAGUACAGGUGGAUUAGACAGUACAGUAUACAUUGGUAUAGGAGCUGGUGUAGCAGUGAUUGUCAUUGUUAUACUAAUAAUACUCAUUAUUGUUGGUUGUUUGAUCUGGUAUAAACCUUGUAAAGGAGAGAAAGUGCAGGAUCCUUAUCUACGAGCUAGUGAGAAUAUAGCUUAUGGAAAAGCCAUCAAACCAGUAGAAUAACACUGGAGCAAGGCAACCUGAUACUGUUGUAUAUGAAGCAGUUCAAUAAUGGAAUGUGUUUGUUAUGUUUCCUUUACCAAUUUUCAUUAUUGUUUUCAAUGUAGACCAAUUGUUUU
Amphimedon queenslandica is the source of this 1471-nucleotide messenger RNA. Its product is annotated as flocculation protein FLO11-like. The coding region runs from base 54 to 1355 and encodes 433 amino acids. The transcript is spliced from 10 exons. Gene Ontology annotation, molecular function: protein binding. The record is from RefSeq and is a predicted model, not a curated record. Lineage: Eukaryota; Metazoa; Porifera; Demospongiae; Haplosclerida; Niphatidae.